Molecule: messenger RNA, 5441 nt
Organism: Pecten maximus
Lineage: Eukaryota; Metazoa; Mollusca; Bivalvia; Pectinida; Pectinidae
Exons: 20
Coding region: 552-3656 (1034 amino acids)
Biological process (GO): Rho protein signal transduction
Molecular function (GO): guanyl-nucleotide exchange factor activity
Source: RefSeq, a predicted model, not a curated record
GAAGUUCAGGACAUCGGUUGUGCAUUCUUGUUGUGGGACUUUCGAAUACAAUACACUAUUGGUCAUCAAUGUGUCUGUUGGAUAUUUUGCGACACCAGAACUAUUUAAUUGAACGGAGUCGUGGAAAAUAUGUGAUUUGUCAAUAGCGAUUCCAGUGAUUGUCGUGUUAAAACGCCCUCUAUCUUUGCCGUGUGUAUAGGGUAUAUUGCCAGAGAGUUGUGAAGUUUUCCGUACAGUGCUUUGAGAACAUACUCGUAUUUAGACUGUCUAAGACAAGGUGGUGAUGUUACGGACGCACGGUCUGUCCAGCCUCGAUUUGACACUGAGGGAUUACGUGAUCAUGUCGGACGCCUAUCUAGGGUUUGUCCACGACACACCUGGACGCUUCCCACUACGGCAUACCGGCAGAUCUGCUUAUUGAGAUAUAUUUACCGUGUGUUUAGUUAAACCUCGGGGUAGCUAUAGCUAGCUGGCUGUAACUCUAUGAUCGUGGCUGCCUGGCUGACAGGCAGUUGUCACUAUAUUAAAUAUGCCUAUGAUUUGAUGGAUGUAUGUCCGCGUACGUGAAACAAAUAUUUAAAAUGGGGAAAAUUGGACCCGAAUUUUCAAAUGAAGAGGAUGAUGUAUUUGAAGAGAGCGACCAUUGUCAUGAUAUCGCGGGGUCCUUGGAUUAUGUCGACCAUGUGCCUCCUUUGCCCACGAGGAUAAAAACAAGUUCCGGUUUGGGCCAAUCAUUAAUUAGAAGAACAACCCUUGACAGGGAUAAACGUCACCGAGCAUCGCUUCCGGCUCAAGUCAUCGGUGAAUAUACCGUGCAAAAUGGAAGAUCUCCAGCAAAGCGCAAAAGAGACAGUUUCUUGAAACGUCGGCAUAACUCGGCCUCAGCCAUACAGGUGUCAACCGCUUCUAGUAGUGUACAGUCUAGUCUGUCCAGUAUGUCCGAGUGUAAUGAGGAUGGAUGCGGAAAGAUGGACGACGUUCAUAUCUCAAACACAAGCGACCCACAAUCACAGGCAUUUAUCCAUCUUCAUUCCAACGUGGAUGAUUCCUCUUCUAAAUUCAGUCGCAAGGAUCACCCUGUGCAUAGCAACAGCUGUCCUCAGAUUGAGACAUCGUCUUUUCAAAUGUUUGAUAUCGUUGGUGAUGAGGCAGGGAUUAAAUUUCCAUGGCAACGUGAUGCAUCAACACAGUGUAAUAUUCAAAUAGAAAGAGUGAAAUAUACUAAAUCGAGCAGUGUAGAUACAUCGCCAUCCUCAAGCUCGGGUUUGACCACUCCUAAUCAUCUCCCCAUGUCCUAUCUGGACUGUGGGAACAGGGGUGGUCAAGGAAUUGUUCGGCCACAUUCUAUUGGGUGCCUGGAGGGAACCGUUCAUGAGGGUGAGAUAGAGAGACUGCGGCAAGAACAGGCCCGUAAGGCUAGAAAAUCUGAUUCUUUCCUUCAAGUAUCCCCGAGAUCAUUACGGAAACGUCCGUCCUUGGCCGUAUCAGACGAUCAUGGGUCCGUAUCGGACCUAGGAUCAAUAUCGGAAAAUCCCGAUAUCGAAGGGCGAGAUUUUGGUUUGGAAGAAAGUCAUAUGGCCGAUUUGUCUUCUGAACUUCGUCGGAUUGCCCUGAAAUCUGCCGAGCAGUACCGAGAUUCCAACAUUCUUCCAUCGCCUCGAGUUUCCCCAACAUUAUUCAACGGAAAUCAUCCGAGGAAUUCCGGGUCGGACUCGGACGACUGCUCUGGACCAGAUACCCACUCUAGGAAGUACCUGACGAUUCCAAGAAAGAGCUCUCGUCGUCGCUCGUCGCUGAGUCUGACCAGUGUGUCGGAUGAGAGCGACGUGGAGCCCUCACCUCCCGUUGCUCGACGAGGUAGACGUGCCGCCAUUGUCGACACCAAGAACUUUGGCGAUGUCUCUCCGACGACGCUCUCACCGGAAGUGUCCCCCAGCAACUCAUGUGACGAAGGCGACAACGCAAGUAACAUUGCGGAAAGACUACGAAGGCGAAAGAGUUCCGUGGAUCUCACAAUGAAUGUAUACCCUGGUGAUUUAUUAGUACACGAUCACCAUAGGAAACUCAUGAAACGAAACACUAUCGCCGACCUGUAUUCACAGAAAAACGGAUCUUCGUCCAGCAUAUCAGAUGAACACAAAAAGGGAAGGCAGUCGUUUUCUCUUCGUAAAUUAAUGAAAACAAGAAGUAAAGAAUCCAUUCCACGUUUAGAAGAUGUUCUUAGUCAAAUGAAGCCGUCAGAAUUUCGUGACAACCACCUGUCUGCUUACAAGAACUUGCACUGGUCAGACCUAAUAGCAAGUUCUGACAAACAGACGGAUACAGUCAAACUACCGGAAGUAGAAAGGAAACGACGGGAAGCGGUCUGGGAACUCUUCAAAAGUGAAUGUGUCUUCCUCAUAGAUCACCUAAUGGUCUUAAAACAUUGCUUUAUGGAGCCGCUUAAAAAAGUCCAGGUGGAAGGUCAUGUGAUGUUUGCUGAACCACAGGACAUUUUUGGUAACCUUGACGAGCUUUGUUAUGUGAGUUACACAUUUUGUAAAGACUUUAUUUCUGCCUUACUGAAGGAUAUGAGCUCAACUGACUUCGGGAGCACUAGUGUCUUAAUCAGAGCCUUCGAACGGUUCACAACUCACUCACGAGACGGAGGAGUGUACCAUAUCUACUGUCUCAACUAUGUAAAUGCCUUGACCUAUCUCGAACAGUUGAGACGACACGAAGACUUCACGGAAUUCGAAAAGUGGUGCACACAGGACCCGCGCUGUAACCGUCUCCAAUUGACUGAUCUGUUGGUGGCGCCAAUGCAGCACUGCACCAAAUUUCCCUUAUUGCUCAAUAACAUCAAAAAGUACACCGACAACAACGCCGAGAGAAAGCUGCUCACAGAACUCAUCGACAAAGUAGGAGUGUCUCUACAAAAAAUGGAGGACAAAAUGAAGUGGGCGAAGAAUUAUGAACGCCUUCAGGAAAUUCAAGGCCAGCUUGUUUGGCCCUCGGUAGCAGACAUCGACCCUCGGGCGUUCGUCCCCGACUUCCUCAAAACUGCCUUAACUAAACAGCCAUGUGAGAGGAUGAUAUGUAGUCCUAAACGUCAACUUUUACACGAGGGAUAUCUGACGCUUGUCGAGUCGGCCAAAACAUCAGAUGUCUACGUUUUCCUGUUUGACGAUAUUCUACUUAUCACAAGAACAAAGAAACCACAGAGGAAGAAACAUUCCAUCGAUAGCGUCCACAUUCGGCUUCAGCAGUCAGGUCAGUCGGAGCGGAUUGUCCACACAGUAUACAGGCAGCCAGUGGCCUUGGACAGGCUUAGUGUUCAUGAUAUCACCCCAUCCGAUGCUACAGCAAAUGGUCUCAAGCAUGCUUUCGUCCUAGUCCAGAUCAGUCGGUACCAACAGAUCAUCGGGGUAUUCACACUACAGGCAGUUACAGACUCUCACAAGGCAAUUUGGGUGGAAAAACUAUCACAUGCCAGAGAAAAGUUUAAUUCCGUGCCGGAUAUUUUGGCGAAUCAGUUAUCAUCUGAAGAGGAUAGCAAAGUCAAAGACGGACUAAUUUCCUCAGACAUUGUCAGGGCUACUAAAUCUAACCGCCGGGCCCCUUCUCUCAGAAAUCCUCAUGGGAAAUCUUUGUCAAUGGACGCCGUCUAUCUGUGAUUCGUAUGGAUGCCCUACUGUUUGUCUCGGCUGUUGGGAAACUUUACAAGUACCAAUAUCCAUUGACACUUGUGAUAGUGAAAGGUUUAUAUUCACUGCUUAUAUGUGAUCUAUGAAUUCCUCAAACGACGUAUGUGAUGGGGAAGAAAUGUCUUUUGAAGCUGGAUGUGGAGAAGUCCGGAAAUACUGUUAUGUUUUUAAAUGUUCUGUUUUCACGAUUUUCAAGUAAAAUCGCAAAAAUGAAUUAAAAAUGAUUUUUUGUGAGAAAUUAUGAUUAUUUUUCUUAAUUUCCGUGAAAAUAUUUCCUCGUUUGUUUAAAAUAAAUGUUAAACCGCAAAACUUUUUUAACCACCGACCAUAAUUGAGUUUUUUUAACAUAUCAACUUAACGUAAAAUAUGCGAGAAAUGAUUAUCACAACACCAAUAAUAGUGAGAUAGUUAGCUCAGACGUAAUUGAGCAAAUUCUGCUUCGAGGGCUCUCUAUUGAAUAAAAAUACUUUGGACAGCUUCGGGAAAUAGAGUCAUUUCAAGAACUUGAUUGAUUUGUGUCAUAACAUUUUCGUACCAAGAUAUACAAAAUGUAAUUAAAUAUAGCCAGGAUAGCCGAUACAUCGUGGUCGAAGAUCCAAUAUUUCGUACAAGGAAUAACAGUUUACACAAAUGAUACCUCAUUUAAUGAAAUUAUUCUAGUCGGAUAGAGAUAAAAACUGGACAAUAAACAGACUAUUUGCAUAAUGUACCCCUGCUUAUAUUUGUUGGACUACAUUACACGUUAAAUGGAAAUGAGGUCAAGAGUGAACAGUAUAUAAUACGUGCAUUUAAAACAUGUCUACUGCCUUUCCGAAGAUUAUUUGCAUCUGUUCUUAUCAAAGAGUAACGGUUACUAGGUUUGGGAAGCCUACAUAUUGAUGUUUACUGUGUUCCUGCGAAUUCUCAAUUUAAUUGGAUGAUUGACAUCAUGUGACAAUAUCCGAAUCUGCUUUAUAUGACACUUGUAGUAAAAAAUUAUGUUACUGACUUUAUCUGAAGAAGGUUUGUGAAUUGUCUUUAAUCAAGUCUACAAAUCUCAUAAAGACCUUUCCUUAAGAAUGGACAUUGGCAUUUUUUAGUUUAUUGGACUUUCAAAUUACAGGAAGAGAGAUAUAUUUAAAUGUAGUGUAUAAUACGUUGUUUGUUUCUAUUUCGAUGUUUCCAUAAUUUACACACUUGAUUCGAGCAUUUUUUUACCUCUGCUUAUGGCCUCGGUUAAUAUUGCUCAAAGUAGGUCGAUAAAACCACAAAUAAGCCUUACCAAUAGUCCAUAAUUGUAUAUUAUAUGUUAAAUUCCGUUAUGGGCAAAUUCAAUGCAGGUUUAUCGAGAACAUAUUCUAAAUAUUAAUAAUGUAAUAAGUAAAUGUACUUAUUCACAGCAAAACCAAAAUCAUAUUUAAAUCAAAAGAGCUAUUCGGAGUCACGUGACCUGAGGUGGCCUAUAUUUUAACAAGAGUAAAGAUAACUGGCUGGUACAGUGAUAUACUAUUUAUGGAUAUUUUUCUUGUUAUAUUUUUGUAAGCUUUCAUUGUAAAAGCUGUGUUGGAUGUGUUUUAAUUGCAAUGUUGUGAUAAUCGGAUGACUACAUUUUAUCAAUUUCCAUUACUUUUAAAGUGAUAAUUAUUAUAUUAUUAUAUGUAUAUAUGAGUAUUCAUCAAAAUAUUAACAAUCAUUGGAAAUCCUUUUAACAUCCGAUUCUAUAUUCACAACAAAUGAGUUUUAUUUAUGAUGUGAUCAAUAAAAUUUGUUACAAUA